CUACAUCACAAUCAGAAGGGUCUUCUUCUUCUUCUUCUUCCUUUGUCUGUCUCAUGUCAAUAUUUUUGGGAAACACCGCUUCAAGACCAUUAGACUUUAAUGCAGCAACGAAUGCUACAUCUGGUCAAGCACAAAACGUAUCUAUGGACUCGUCCACUUCACCAACAUUUGGAAAGAAAUAUGACUUUAAUAGUGUUGCCAAUGAACCUUUGGUGUGGUCAAGGGAUGUCAAUGUCUCAGACUCCUCCAUACUUGGAUAUCCAAGAGCUCCUGCAUUUGGUGUUUCAAGCAACUCACACUUUGGCACCCCAAGACUUGAUUCAUACUCCUUUGGCCAACCAACAGUAUCUAUGUCAGGGAGCAAAGUGUUCAAUCUUGAUCAAAUUUGCAAACCAGGAAAAGAAAGUACACCACCUUUUUUCAAGAGCUAUGGUUUUGGGAAGUCAGCAUUUGGCAUUAAUCGGAAAGGAAGUAGAAUAGCAUCAUAUAUUGCAACUCCAGAGAACAAUAUCACAGGACCCAGUGGUGAAAAAAUUCAAUCCAUUUGUGGAAUGCAGACUUAUAAAGAUAAAAGCCAGGAGGAGUUAAGGUUUGAGGACUACCAGUUAGGUGAUAAAGGAACGUUAGCCUUUAAUGCAGCAAUGAAUGCUACAUCUGGUCAAACACAAAUCAUAUUUCCGGGAUCAUCCACUUCACAAACAUUUGGAAAGAAAUAUGACGUUAACAGCGUGGCCAAUGAACCUCUGUUUUGGUCCAGAGAUGCCAAUGCCUCAGGCUUCUCCGCAUUUGGAUCUUUACAAGCUACUUCAUUUGGUGUUUCAAGCAACUCACACUUUGGCACCCCAAGUUUUAAUUCCUAUUCCUUUGGCCAACCAGCAAUAUCCAUGUCAGGGAUCAAAGGAAAAGAAAGUACAACACCUUUGCUCCGGAGCUCUGGUUUUGGAAAGUCCGCAUUUGGUAUUAACCAGAAAGGAAGUAGAACAACAUCAUACAUUGCAACUCCAGAUAUAGAUAGCACAUGUCUCGAUGGUGGAGGAAUUCAAUCCAUUUGUGGAAUGCAGACUUAUCAAGAUAAAAGUCAGGAGGAGUUGAGGUUUGAGGACUACCAGUUAGGUGAUAAAGGUCAGGAAUGUGGUUCUUCAUUUAGUGUUUCCAGCGCACAGGGAUUUGGUCUCAUCAACAACAUGAGGCCUUUCAUAUCACCAGUGUUAAACCAAUCAACUGUUGAUCAACCUUUUUAUUCCCAUUUUCCAAGAACAUUUGCAGUGGAAAGAUCAGGGGUUGACUCUCUAUCAAAAAAUGCUACCUCAUUUACGAAGGCACAACAGUCCAUUUCCCAUAUAUUUCCCCCAAACCCAUCAUUGUUGAACUCUUGUGGCACUAGAAAUAGAGUGGAAUCUACUGCCUCAGAUGUUUCUUUUUCUCCGUGGAACAAUUCAAAUCAGUUUGCACCUUUUAAACCAGCUUCCAGUUCUUCCACUGCCUCCACCUUUUCUCCAUUAAGGAACCCAUUGUCUUUAUCAACAUCUGCCCCUCUAUCUCCAUGUUCAGUCUCACCUUCCACAUAUCCUUGGUUAACUAAGCCAUCAGGCCCUGAUUUUGAUCAGAAGAACUCUUUUUCUCCCACUCCUGUUUUAACUACAGGAGGCGCUUCACAAUCCACAUUAUGCUUGAACUGCCUAAAGCAGUCACAGCCUACUCCAGCAGGACUUUCUAAUGUUUCAAGCACUCCACUUGCUGCGAAUCAAAAUACUCCUCUGUUCUUUGGUCCUCUGCAGCCAGAAAUGACUCCUAAACUUGGAGCAACACUCCCAACAACCAACGCUUCUCACCCAACAACAGGUGCUAGUUGCUCAGAAAUUGGACAAGGAGUUGGUCAGCAGCCAAGUAUGAAUGGCCAACAGUCUUACUUUCCGAUAAUCAUGGAAGUCAAGCCAUCACCAAAUAUGCCUCCUGCUGAAACACAACCCUCAGUCCAAAUCUCAGUUGAGCACCCGUAUUUGGAAACUUCCAUCCAGUAUGGAAUUUCUAGUUUACCUGUUUCUAACAACCCUGCUCCGGUCAGACGAAGAUCUUCUUUGAUAAUUCGACAUUCAUCUCUAAGUCACCAUAAGUUGCCACCUCAGAAAUACAAACCUACAAGUGAUAAACCAAAGGUACCCUUUUUCAUGGAUAAAGAAAACGCUUCUGGUGUACUAAGGACAGAAGUCAUCAUCAUUCCAAGGGAAAACCCAAGGGACUGGGUUCGUCCUACCGCAGAAUCUCCACAAGGGGCUGAUUCAUCUAUGGACAGGAUGCAUGAUGGAGACAAAAUUGUUCAUAAUCCCAAGUUAGAGCCUGAAGAGACACAUCAUGAUAAUUGUGGCGAUGAUAAGGAUGUGGAUGGCAUAAUGCCAAAGCUUCAACGUGCUGAUUACUACACAGUUCCUCCUAUAGAGGAGUUGCUAUCAAAGGAGAAGGAAGAAGCUGGUUUUUGUUGCCACGUGAAGGACUUUGUGGUAGGAAGACAUGGGUAUGGAAGCAUCAAGUUCUUGGGAGAAACAGAUAUCUGGAAGCUUGAUCUUGAUUCUGCUGUUCAUUUCAACCAUCGCGAGGUGAUCAUCUAUAUGGAUGAGAGCAAGAAACCUCCAGUUGGACAAGGCCUCAACAAACCAGCUGAGAUAACUCUCCUUAAUGUCAGAUGCAUCAACAAAUCGACUGGGAAGGAGUACAGAGAUGGACCAAUGGUCAACAAGUACAAAGAUAUGCUUAUUAAGAAAGCAGUAGAACAAGAUGCAGAAUUUGUUUCUUAUGAUCCAGUGGAAGGGCAGUGGAAAUUUAGGGUAUCACACUUCUAAUUGAUUUUGUGGCAUAACCAAAUGUUUGAAUUUUAAGAUGUCCUCCAACUGAUAUUUUUAGAAUUAGCUCACUUUGAUUUUGUCCCACUCUUUUACGCACUUUUGUUCCCAGUGUGCCAAGUUGUUAUCACUGGAUUUCAUUCAAAGUUUACUCAUUUUGUGUGUAUC
This is a messenger RNA of Solanum tuberosum (potato), 3005 nucleotides long. Its product is annotated as nuclear pore complex protein NUP98B-like. The transcript has 12 exons. Bases 54 to 2837 code for a protein of 927 amino acids. Gene Ontology annotation, biological process: protein import into nucleus; post-transcriptional tethering of RNA polymerase II gene DNA at nuclear periphery; RNA export from nucleus. Gene Ontology annotation, molecular function: structural constituent of nuclear pore; RNA binding. Lineage: Eukaryota; Viridiplantae; Streptophyta; Magnoliopsida; Solanales; Solanaceae. The record is from RefSeq and is a predicted model, not a curated record. Gene Ontology annotation, cellular component: nuclear pore; nuclear pore cytoplasmic filaments.